Molecule: messenger RNA, 672 nt
Organism: Rotaria sp. Silwood1
Lineage: Eukaryota; Metazoa; Rotifera; Eurotatoria; Philodinida; Philodinidae
Source: the annotation of a GenBank genome assembly
AUGUCAUACUCAUGUUCAACAUCAGCCUCACGUGCUAGUUGCUUUCCAGGCUCAAGUCAAAUUGCUGCCGAUGAUGGUACUCUUAAAGCGUUAUCAGACAUCUCGAUUGGAGAUCGAGUAUUAGUCAAUGAAAACAAUGUCUAUGAGCCUAUCAUUGCAUUCAUUCAUGGAGAACGUGAAGGACUUUUCGAAUUUCUCGUCAUUGAUAUACAUUCAACUGUAUCAAAUAUGUCUUCUACAAUGUUUGUCUCUGCUAAUCAUCUUAUCUUCGAUUUCAAAUCUAGAAAAGCUCGCUUUGCUGGAACUUUUCGCGUUGGUGAUCAGGUACAAUUCAUCGAGAACGCUCAAAUCAUUCCAGGAGAAAUUGUCAGCAUUCGGUUAUCGAAACAGAAAGGAUUCUAUGCUCCACUUACCCCAUCUGGUACUAUUGUUGUCAAUGGGGUACUAGCUUCAAACUAUGCUACAGUGAGCAAUCAUGAUUUUGCUCAUAACAUGAUGAGCAUCUAUCGAUGGUGGAUUAAUCUUGUUGAUUCGCCGACAUUAAGCGGUCAAAUUCAUUGGAUAUUACAACUUAUGUUGAAUGGAGAGAAGAUUAUGCGAUGGAGUGGUGCAAAAAUAUUAGCAGAUACUCAUAUAUAUGAUGGCACCUUUCAAGUGUCUGCAUUAUCUUGA